This is a messenger RNA of Ailuropoda melanoleuca (giant panda), 886 nucleotides long. It is a transcript of the gene KRTAP11-1, whose product is annotated as keratin associated protein 11-1. Gene Ontology annotation, molecular function: structural molecule activity. Bases 36 to 494 code for a protein of 152 amino acids. The record is from RefSeq and is a predicted model, not a curated record. NCBI's taxonomy places the organism in Eukaryota, Metazoa, Chordata, Mammalia, Carnivora, Ursidae. The transcript has a single exon. Gene Ontology annotation, cellular component: keratin filament.
UUCAGCAAGUGACCCACUGCUCUCUGUCUGGCACCAUGUCCUACAACUGUUCCACAAGGACCUGCUCUUCCAGGCCGAUUGGAGGAUACUGCACUGUCCCUGUGGCUGCAGCCACCACAGCUUCCCAGGAUGCCGACUGCCUGAGUGGCAUCUAUUUGCCCAGUUCCUUCCAAACUGGCUCCUGGCUCCUGGACCACUGUCAGGGGUCCACCUGUGAGUCCACUGCUUGCCAGCCCACCUGUUACCAGUCAAAUUCCUGCGUCUCCAGCCCUGGACAGGUGACCUGCUCUCGGCAAACCACCUGUGUCUCCAAUCCCUGCUCAACCACCUACAGCCGGCCACUCACCUUUGUCUCCAGUGGCUGUCAGCCCCUGGGUGGCAUCUCUAGUGGGUGCCAACCAGUGGGAGUCAUCUCCACUGUCUGCCAACCAGCCUGCGGGGUCUCCAGGACGUACCAGCGGUCCUGCGUGUCCAGCUGUCGAAGAACUUGCUAAGUGUGUAGAAGCCAGUGAGCGAAUCAAGACUCCAGGACCUGCCAGCCGUGUUUCCAGGCUCGUCUAGCAUGCUGCCCAUCCCCGAACAACUCUUCACUGCUGACCACUGCGCUGACUGCCUGACUGCUUGGCUGCCAGCUCUGAAUAAGCUGCCUUUGGCAAGCGAUGAUUUUUCUGGCUAGCACCAAGCUUAUUUUAAGGGUUGAUCACUGGUGGCGCAUAUUCUUCUGGAUGUUUCCAGAAACUUUACUUCCCAUCCCCCAGUCUCUGGUGGUUUUGACAUGUUUUGACCUUGCUGCUGUGUCUUCGGGCUUCUGCUUUUGUGCCUCUGAGGAAGGGAACUUGUCUCGCUCUGUAUUUUCUCAAUAAACCUGCUUACUUGGCAUUGCAAA